Pistacia vera is the source of this 2775-nucleotide messenger RNA. Its product is annotated as serine/threonine protein phosphatase 2A regulatory subunit B''alpha-like. Gene Ontology annotation, molecular function: protein phosphatase regulator activity; calcium ion binding. Gene Ontology annotation, biological process: protein dephosphorylation. The transcript has 13 exons. The record is from RefSeq and is a predicted model, not a curated record. Bases 540 to 2177 code for a protein of 545 amino acids. Gene Ontology annotation, cellular component: protein phosphatase type 2A complex. Lineage: Eukaryota; Viridiplantae; Streptophyta; Magnoliopsida; Sapindales; Anacardiaceae.
CUCACUGGGGGCUGGGGGCUCUUUCAGUUAUACUGUAUACCAUUCUUUCUUCCCUUCCCACUCUUCAUUUUUUUACCUCGCUUCCAAACUCUAAUCUCUUAACUGAAUAUCAAACGCAGCUUCUUGUUAUUUCUUUACCAAUUCCUGAGCUUGUGUUUUUGGAAAGCGUUUUCCCCGUCAAGUGCAUGUUGCCGUUUUAAGACUUGCAUUUGAGCUCUGUAAUCUUUGUUUCAGGUUCGACCGUGGAUUGUAUUGUUAACUCUGGUACGCGUACCUAGAGCUUUCAAGAAGUAUCCAAGAUUUGAUUAGUUGAAGCCUAGGGUUACGAGAGCACGCAUUCGCGGUAAUUUCUUAACAACUGCUUAAAGCCCGAGGUUCUUGAACCGUGGUUUAAGUAAAUUGAGUUAGAAACACGAGUGAUUGAAUGUGGUUGGUCAUGAUUUUAGUUUGUUAAUUGUGUGGUGAUUGAUGGUUUUUAAGGAGUAGAUAGUUGCAUUUGUGAAUUGAACGUUUAGGUUUCUGAGGUGAAUACUCACACAAUGGAUGUUGAUGAAGUGGAGGAAGUUACUUGUUUGGACCCCGAGCUUUUGCAGCUUCAAGAGCUGUCUCCUUUAGCGAUCAAACUGAGACCACAACUUGCUGAGGAGUUGUUCGCUCAGUGGCUUUCGCUACCAGAUACCGUCCGACUGGUGAAAUCUUUGAUUGUUGAUGCCAAGGCAGGUGCCCCAAUAAAUGCCCUUGGGAACUCUUCUAGUGUGAAUAUUUCUGUGAGCAAUUCAUUGCCUUCAACGUUUCCUGCUGGUAGUGCACCUCCACUGUCACCCAGAAGUUCGUCUGGUUCUCCCCGAUCUCCCCGUUCUCCUCGCAUUUCAAAACAGAGAACUAGCCCUUCAUCUCUUGGGUCUCCAUUGAAAUUUGCCCCUGAACCAGUGCAAGAAGUCAUACCACAGUUCUAUUUCCAAAAUGGCCGUCCACCAUCAAAAGAACUAAAAGAAGAAUGUCUUUCGAGAAUUAAUCACCUUUUCAAUAAUCCUCUUGGUGGAUUGCAGAUUGACGAGUUUAAACCAGUUACAAAGGAAAUAUGCCGGCUACCAUCCUUUUUCUCUUCUGCACUUUUUAAAAAGAUAGACAUUGACUGCACUGGCAUAGUGACCAGGGAUGCAUUUAUUAGGUACUGGGUUGAUGGCAAUAUGCUGACAAUGGAUACAACAACUCAAAUAUAUAAAAUUUUAAAGCAGCCAGACUGUGAAUACCUUACUCAGGUUGACUUCAAACCUAUCCUUCAAGAACUUUUGGCAUCCCAUCCAGGUCUGGAGUUCUUACAUGGCACACCUGAAUUUCAAGAAAGAUAUGCUGAAACUGUCAUAUACAGAAUAUUUUAUCAUAUCAAUAGAUCAGGAAAUGGCCAUCUUACCCUCAGGGAGCUGAAACGUGGAAAUUUAAUUGCUGCCAUGCAACAUGUAGACGAGGAAGAGGACAUUAACAAAGUUCUAAGGUACUUCUCAUAUGAGCACUUUUAUGUUAUAUACUGCAAGUUUUGGGAACUAGAUACAGACCGUGACUUCUUGAUUGAAAAGGAGAACCUAAUCAAGUAUAGCAAUCAUGCCCUUACUUAUAGGAUCAUUGAUAGGAUAUUUUCACAGGUCCCAAGGAAGUUUUCUAGUGGGGUUGAAGGGAAAAUGAAUUAUGAAGAUUUUGUUUACUUCAUGCUUUCAGAAGAAGACAAAUCAUCCGAACCCAGUAUCGAGUAUUGGUUCAAGUGUAUAGAUUUGGAUGAAAAUGGAGUGAUUACAUAUAAUGAAAUGCAAUUCUUCUAUGAGGAGCAGCUGCAUCGUAUGGAAUGCAUUUCCCAAGAGCCCGUGUUAUUUGGGGAUAUCUUAUGUCAAAUAGUUGAUAUGAUUGCUCCACAGAGGGAAGAUUGUAUAACACUUCGUGACUUGAAAGGAUGCAAAUUGUCUGGAAAUAUUUUCAAUAUGCUUUUCAAUCUUAACAAGUUCGUUGCCUUUGAAUCUCGGGAUCCAUUUCUCAUUCGCCAGGAACGUGAGGAUCCAUCUUUGACAGAGUGGGAUCGCUUUGCACACAGAGAGUAUAUCAGGCUUUCUAUGGAAGAAGAUGUUGACAAUGUCUCAAAUGGAAGUGCUGAACCUUGGGAGGGAUCACUUGAAGCUCCUUUUUAAGAUCAUUGAGGUGCCUACAAAGAAGAUGCCAUUUUUAUUCCUUGAUUUGAGCGUUGAAUGACAGAAAACUGGUCAUGUUGAAGAUAAUACUUUGAAUGGAACUCAUCAGGCGCUGCAAACUUGAUCAUUGAAAAUUUGAAGCUUGAUCAUGUAACCUGAUGCACAUAUUUAACUCAGUAGGUUAUACAAUUGGCUUUUGCGGUGAAAUUAGAAUGCUCUAGAGUUCUACAGGGAACUUCUCUAUACAAAGAAUGUUAGUUGCUCCUUAACAGAGGGAGUGCUAAUGGCUUUCCGGUGUCUAUUCAUCAUGGAUAUCAUCGGCCCUGUUUGGGUAUUUGUGUUACAAGCAGAUCAGCUCCAUAGACAAAACGUAUUCUUUUGAUGCCUUGGUGGGUGGCAUGCAUGCGUUUCUUUGUAAAGCUUUUGCAGUUCAUUCAUUGGAUGAUCAUGUCAUGCCAUCUCCUCCCUCUCCCUCUCCCUCUCGUUUCUGUACAGUGUAUAUGCUCUUUGAUUGGAUUACGAUAAAAAUUGGAUAGACGCUCACACUAGUCUCUCACCAGGAAAGUUGGUAAAUAUUAAACUGUUUUUCUUUUCUUUC